Messenger RNA from Gekko japonicus, 6765 nucleotides. RefSeq names its product SH3 and PX domains 2A (gene SH3PXD2A). Lineage: Eukaryota; Metazoa; Chordata; Lepidosauria; Squamata; Gekkonidae. The record is from RefSeq and is a predicted model, not a curated record. Gene Ontology annotation, molecular function: protein binding; phosphatidylinositol binding; superoxide-generating NADPH oxidase activator activity. The coding region runs from base 623 to 3856 and encodes 1077 amino acids. Gene Ontology annotation, biological process: superoxide anion generation. The transcript has 14 exons.
CAGAAGUAGCAGCUGCACCAGGGAGCUUUGCCAAAGACCUGCCAGAGUUAGGCAAGGAGCUGGGGCCGAAGAUCACAACAGAGCGGCGCCUCCGCGAAGGAAGGGACAGAAAGAGAACCAAACAGACAGGAGACGCGGCACAAGAGAUCCGGACAGGGACUCGGCAGUUGCUGAAGGUGGUCCCUCCGCUCCCAAAGGUUGGCUAGAGAGUCCCCCUCCACUCACAGCAUAGAUGCACGCCCUGAAUCAGCGGAGUCGUGUUGCAGCCGAAUAAAAGCUUUAGGGUCCUAGGAAAGGGACUGAAGGCACCUCUUCACUCCUUCCCACUGGAAGGAAGCAUCAGGCGUGUGCAUGUGCGCGGGCGCACGAGACCACUCUCGACUAUUGGUGCAUUUCCCCGCAUAAUUCAACUUAAACAGAAAAGCAUCCCUUCUCUAAAGACUGGGGAACUUUUGAUUGUUUUCUGGUGCGGGGAGCGAAAGGGGGGAGGGGGUGGAGCGCAGCUCCCUAGGAAAUCCUCCUUGAGUGCUAAGGAGCCAUCCUGAAAAAAUAAGCACACUCAUCAUAAUACAAGGAUACAUCUGGACUCUGUUUGCGUUUCCUGGCUUUCCUGGGGACGAAGAUGCUGUCCUACGGCGUGCUGGAUGCAAAUGUGGUAGACGUGGAAAAAAGGCGAAAUCCCUCCAAGCACUAUGUGUAUAUCAUAAAAGUAACAUGGUCAGACUCAGCUUGCCAUACCAUCUACCGCAGAUACAGCAAGUUCUUUGAUCUCCAGAUGCAGCUCCUGGAUAAAUUCCCUAUUGAAGGAGGCCAGAAAGAUCCCAAGCAGAGAAUCAUCCCCUUUCUUCCAGGUAAAAUCCUAUUCAGGAGAAGUCAUAUUCGAGAUGUAGCUGUGAAAAGACUAAAACCUAUUGAUGAAUACUGCAGGGCAUUGGUGAGGCUUCCCCCUCAUAUUUCCCAGUGUGACGAAGUCUUCAGAUUCUUUGAGACUAGACCAGAGGACAUAAACCCCCCUAAAGAGGAUUAUGGAUCCUCAAAAAGGAAAUCAGUUUGGAUGUCCGGCUUGUCUGAUUCUCCAAAGAAGGCUAUCGGAGGUGCUGACGCUAGCUCUGAACCCAUGAUCCUGGAGCAGUAUGUGGUGGUGUCUAACUAUGAAAAACAGGAGAACUCCGAGAUUAGCCUGCAGGCUGGAGAGGUUGUGGAUGUAAUAGAGAAGAAUGAAAGUGGUUGGUGGUUUGUAAGCACAUCAGAAGAGCAAGGCUGGGUCCCUGCCACGUACCUGGAAUCCCAAAGUGGAAUUAGAGAUGAUUCUGAAAUUAACAUGUCGAAGGGAGGGGAAGAAGAGAAAUAUGUCACAAUCCAGUCAUAUACCAGCCAAGGGAAAGAUGAGAUCGGGUUUGAAAAGGGAGUCACUGUGGAGGUCAUUCAAAAGAACCUGGAAGGAUGGUGGUACAUAAGGUACUUAGGCAAGGAGGGCUGGGCCCCAGCAUCAUAUCUCAAGAAAAUAAAAGAUGAUCUUUCAUCUAGGAAAAAGAACUUAACAGGACCAGUGGAAAUUAUAGGAAACAUCAUGGAAAUCAGCAACCUGCUGAAUAAGAAAUCCUCGAGUGACAAGGAAACGCAGUCAGAAAUUGAAACUGCAGAAUCCCACAUUUCUAAGAAGGAAAUUAGCUUGCCCAUCUUAUGCAAUGAUUCCAAUGGCAAUGCCAUGGUGGCUCAAGACAAGCAGGUCUCAAAACUGGCACAGGGAUCUCCUGCCAUAGCACGGAUUGCACCUCAAAGAGCUCAAAUUAGCUCUCCCAAUCUAAGAACAAGGCCUCCCCCAAGAAGAGAAUCCAGUUUGGGUUUCCAGCUACCCAAACCCCCUGAGCCACCAUCAGUGGAGGUUGAAUACUACACUAUUGCAGAGUUCCAGUCUUGUAUUUCUGAUGGGAUAAGCUUUCAUGGAGGACAAAAGGCAGAGGUUAUUGACAAGAACUCUGGUGGCUGGUGGUACGUGCAAAUUGGGGAGAAAGAAGGCUGGGCUCCUGCAUCCUAUAUUGAUAAAAGGAAGAAGCCUAAUUUAAAUAGGCGAACUAGUACUUUAACCCGACCCAAAGUCCCUCCUCCAGCUCCUCCCAAUAAGCAAAAAGACACUGAUGAAGGAACAUCUGCAGGGACCAUAACUCCUGGAGAUACCCAGGAUUCCAUGAACAAGCAAAAAUAUGAAGAACCAGAAUAUGAUGUGCCUGCUUUUGGCGUUGACUCAGAAUCUGAGCUGAGCCAAGGAGAAGAUGGAAGCCUGGAGAGGGGCAUGCACCAGCUAAAGCUUUCCCCUGGGUCAUCUCUCCAGAGGGCAAACUCAAGUGUUGGAGAAUCAUCUGAGGAUGUGGCUCAUGAAGAAGAGACUAUAUAUGAAAAUGAAGGAUUCAGACCAUACAUAGAAGAUGGUCUGUCAAGCAAAGAGUCCAGUGGUGAUUCUGAUUCUCAAAGAAGUUCAUCAGUAUCUUUGAUUCAAAAAAAUUCACCAUGUUCUGUUUCUCCCAAGUCCUCGCUUCUUAAGCCCAAAAGUGACAAGGGCAUUCAGCCAAACCUUGGGAAGCCUAACCAUUCCAGGAAUGAGGAAACAAAGCCAAGGUCAGCCUCAGAUGCUGGUUUAAGUAGUGUGUCUAAAUUGGGCUUAAAGAGGGAUCCUGGGGAGAAUUUACCUAGCAAAGCAAAACCAAUGGUGAGGCCUAAACCUUUCCUGAACAAAGCAGACUCUCAGAGUCAAGAAAGGAUGGACAUUAGCACUUUACGCCAUCAGCUAAGGCCCACUGGCCAGCUCAGAGGUGGACUUAAGGGUUCUAGAAGUGAGGAAUCUGAAAGCCCGCCAUAUACAGCUUCUGGAAAUCCAGAAGAGCCCUUCAGAAGAAGCUCUGCAGAUCUCAUUACAGUUCCUCCCCAUACCAUAUUCUGCUCAAACCAGUCAGCCAAAACAGAACAUGAAAACAACUCCUUGAAAUGUCUCUAUAUAACUACUGACUCUUACCAGAAAGUUCAAGAUUCUGAGAUCAGCUUCACAGCAGGCAUUGUGGUGGAAGUAGUGGAAAAAGAAACAAGUGGAUGGUGGUACUUGAAAUAUGGAGACCUAGAAGGAUGGGCUCCUUCUCAGUAUUUGAUGCCCUGUGAUAACCAACAGAAAGAAAUCACAUCCAACGAGACCAACAUUGCACUGGCCAAGAACAGAAGAAAUGAAAGCAAAUCCAACAGCUUGGAGAAGAUAGAGAAGAAGGUCCAGGCACUGAACACGAUCAACCAGAGCAAGAGAGCAACACCUCCUAUUCCCAACAAACCUCCUGGUGGCUUCUCCAAAACAUCUGGACCUGUCAAAUUGCGAAAUGGAGUUAGACAGCUAGCAGUGAGGCCACAAUCUGUAUUUGCCUCCCCACCACCCAAGGACAGCAACCUGUCUUGUUCCUUGCGUAGAAAUGAAUCUCUCACUGCCACGGACCACCUGAGGGCAGUACGCCGCAAUUCAUCUUUCAGCACUGCCCAGUCACAGAUCAGUGAUUCUAAGAUAAAACAAGCUGAUCGGUUGGGCUCUGAGGCAUCUGAGACCACCUCAUACCUACCUACUGAGCGAAAUGGAAUCCCAGUAUCAACAGUCAGGCCAAAACCCAUUGAAAAAUCCCAGUUCAUUCACAAUAAUUUAAAGGAUAUUUACAUCUCCAUUGCAGAUUAUGAGGGCGAUGAAGAAACUGCUGGAUUUCAGGAAGGUGUCUGCAUGGAGGUAUUGGAAAGGAACCCAAAUGGCUGGUGGUACUGUCAGAUCAUGGAUGGUGGGAAACCUUUUAAAGGAUGGGUGCCCUCAAAUUAUUUAGAGAAGAAGAAUUAGAAUGGCAAUGUCUUUAAAUUCCCUAAUUUAUACUUUUCUACUACAUACUUAUGGAGGCAAGGAAAAAUACAGUUACGUAUUUCCUCUUGCUUUGUCAUGUAUACAAGGGACAUUAAAACUGUACUUUGCUUGGAUCAGCAAGUUGGCCAUGUUUUGAGGGGGUGUGAUGCAUGAAGGGUUGGCUGCUUCAGCUAAUACCAAGAAAAGGCAGCUGGAACAAAUGCCUUUUUUGAGAGGUGAAGUCUUUCACAAACCAUGUGCAGCAGGGUACAUUAUCCCACCAUCCUGUUGUAAGAAUAGGAAACCAAUUGUGUGCCUUUCUCAGUAUAUUUUGUACCUAGCUGGCCACUAGGGAAUGUUAGGGAGUUCGUGCCAAACCUGGACAUGCUAAAAAUUGCAGCUUGUUGAAUUUCUUCCACGUGAAGUCUGUAAGUAUUUUCAAGCUGUGGAUGUUUGCCCUAAGAUGUAUUUCGAGUGUGCAACAGAGUAGGUGAUGAAACUAAUUCAACCCAACCAUCAACUAUGACACCCUUCUCAGCAGAUGAUUGUUUGAAGACUCAAAGCCUUUUCACUGUGCAUUACUGGUAUCUGACUCAGACCAUAUUUUUCCCUUAAUACUUCAUUUCUCUCUCUUCCCUUCAACCCCCUGUGGCAUUUAUAGUGCUGUUCUCCUGUGGUAUCCUGUGACAGCAAGUUCAACUGUUUUGUUGGGAAGGGUCAAAACUUUUUUAAAAUUACAAUUUGAAAUGUACCAAAGUCAUAUGUGGUUUCUAGGUGUUCAUGAGCACACUAAAAUGAUGCUUUGUGCACACCUUUUCUGCUUAUUGAUUGGUUUUGUGUUUAGGUUCUCCUGGACAGCCAGUAUUGAUACUUCUUUUAUAAUGGGUCUCAUGCUCCAGUGCUAAUUGAGAUCUUUUCAAAUCUCCCUAGUUGGACUGUGCAGUGGAAAAGGUCUAUACAAAAAAGAAAGCCAUGAUUGUAUGAACCUCUUUACUAUACCAUGACCUGGUGGGUUUGGCUAACUAGCAACAUAACCUUAGCUAAAGGGAAGGGUUUCUUGGCCAUCCUUAUCUUCCUUUUCUUCUUUGGCUGAUCCCUUGUUGUACAGAGCAUAGAUUCAGAAGAUUCCUCCUUCGUGUGACUCUCCUAUUGCUUUUAUGAGGUUCCUAAAGCCAUGUAUGCUUCCUGUCCGUCACUCAUAAAUACUGCAAGGCUCCCAGCUAUCACAGAUGGCAGGCAGGUCUUUUGACUGGGAAACUAAGCUGACAGUCAUUGCACUGUGGUAGCGAAGCAAUGGCUUCUUCAGGAUUGUCUUAGAAGUUCUGUUGCUCGUCUCCUUGGGGCUACUGGAAUGGAGUCCAAUGAUCUGCAUGUCCACCAUAUGAAAGUGAGAGCUGAAUCUGGCAUCUAACAUUUUCUUUUCACAGUGCAUUCUCACAGCCAGGAUGCAUCACAUAGAUAAAAGUUCCAAGUGAUUGAAUUAUCCCUGAGUGUCGGUGAAAGCUCUGGAAUUUACUUCUACAUAAUAUAUUUGCAGUCCAAAGCCCACAUUGGCUGGAGUUUCCCAUUCUUUGCAAUAAAGGGGAAACCUUUACAUGAGCAUAGAGAGACUGAAUCCCCACUGUACAUGCAGAACAUUUCUUAUAGAAGAAAAUGAGGAGAUAUGUGUGUACAUUGUAGUUUCUGCAUCACAGCCUAGCAGCCAUUCCUGAAUGAUACUGAAAAUACUGGAUUGGUAAUGCCCGUGCCUCAAAAGGAGGAGGAGCUUGCACAGUGUAUGACAUUUUCAAACAGCAGCAUUUUCAUUUGUCAGAGAAGCAUCAGUGUUUACAAAGAAGUGGGGAGAGAGAAGAAGCUAUGGAUUUUUACACUCUGCACCAUCUUUGUAUAUUUGAGGAAUAUCUGUUUUCUGGGGGGCCCCCAAAGAAAACUGUAGCAAAUACUCACUUCGCUGUUGGUUCUGUAUUGGGAGGAAAGCACCUGAGUUUUUCACACUCACGGAAUGGAAAUUGCAUGAGCGUGCCAUUAGGUGAAGAAUGUUGCUAAGCAUGAAACAUGUGGUAUCCCAUUUUGCCUUCUCUCACUCAAUUUCCUUCCUCACUUAUUUAUUAUUUCAAGAUAUGAUACCUUGUGGUACAACAUGGACAAGAUUAAAACCACUGGGGAAAGGCUUGGGGUGCAAAAAUGUAUUUUGAUGUGGCUUCAAACAUCUGCUCAUAAAUAAACCCUGUAUCUAUAAAAGAAGCCUCAGAAGACCUUUGUUUAAGAACACUAGAGGUCAGACAAGAGCUUGACGUUCUGUCUUUAGGGUCACCAUUUUGUGUAUCAAGAGGGAAAAACACCCAUUGGGUUUUGCUGUAACUGUGACACAAUAAGUAGCUCUCUUGUCUUCUAGCAAUUGCUUAUUCCUGUUACAGGUUCAAAGAUAAAAGGAUAGGAAGGUUUUAAUUAGCUCAAAUUAGUUUUCUUCUAAAGACGUUAGCAUACUAUGAAGAGGCGGUGUUUUGUUUGGUUUCCCCCAUUAUGCAAUUUUUGCCUCUCACUCUAUUUAGUGCUCCUUGCAUACUUGUAUUAAAAUUACUAUGGCAAGUGCCAAGGGAUUGAUUUCUGCCACUCAUGUUGCUAUUGGCCUUUCACUUUGAUCAUCUGACACCAUCAAAGGUUGACCCACCCAGGUUCUGUUGCUAUAGUUCAAUUAGCAUGGACAAAGAGGUGGCAUGGGGCAAGGAGGGAAACUUCACUAAAAUUAGGCAGGGAGAAGAACAUUAUCUACAUUGUGAAAAUGGUGCAGAUUUGGUCCAAAGCAGCGAAAACCAUCUUAAAGUUUUUCUUCCUGAGGCCUAGCAGCUCUGGAAGUUCCCUCCAUUUUUCAGUCCUGCUAAAAUCUUAGCAGCCAUUUAAAGGAUUGC